CAGCUGUGUGCAUUACCUUCAAACUGGCGUGAAGUCUUGUAAUCCUUUUUUUAAUUGGUUUUAAACACACAUAAUAUUAUUAUUAGUUGUAAAACAGUCAUGUAUCGGCUGCUGUGUUCAUCAAGGGGCCUCAAAUGCACACAAUGCAAAUACAAUGCGGAAACAUCCGAGCGCUUCGUGUCUUUGUUUACUUCUAGAUUGAAGUACAGAGAUCACUUAAUGAUGCGAAGAUUUAUGUCAACACCCAGAAGAUCCGACUUCUCCAACAACAGACAGUCCUUAUGGUUACUGGGCAUCGGGACAGGUUUCGUUCUGGCUCUGGGUCUGAAAUAUGCUGAUUUUGUGUCCGAACGCUGUGAGUGUGACGUGCAGAAAACAAACAGAACUCAUACUGACAUAAAGUACACAAGUGCUAUACAAGUCAGCAGAGACCUGAUACAGCGGAUAAAGGUACAGGAUGAAGUUGGAGCUCCAGGGAUAGUUGUUGGUGUUUCUGUUGAUGGCAGUCCAGUCUGGUGUGAAGGGGUUGGCUAUGCAGAUUUGGAGAACAGAGUACCUUGUGGUCCAGAAACAGUUAUGAGAAUCGCCAGCAUCAGUAAACCUCUGACCGCAGCAGCCAUCGCUCGACUUUGGGAGGAGGGCAAGAUAAAUCUCGAUGCCCCUGUGCAAAAAUAUGUCCCCGAGUUCCCCGAAAAACAAUUUGAGGGAGAAAAAGUCACAAUAACAUCUCGAAUGCUGCUGUCUCACUUGAGUGGCAUCCGUCACUACGAAAAAGACGCUAAGAAAGUGAGAGAGGACAAAGAGAAAGCAAAGCGUCUUCUGAAGCCCCCAGAGAAGAAAGACCAGAAGGACACUGGCGAAAACAAAGAGAAGCCACGAACGGAGGACAGCAGCGCUAAAAGUAAAGAGGCCAAAGGACGGCAGAGGAUAAAAGAGAUUGAGCAGAAGGAGUACUACCUCAAAGAGAGCUUUGAGAAUGUCAUCCAGGCUUUGGACUUAUUCAAAGACGAUCCUUUGAUUUUUAAACCCGGGACUACAUUCCUUUAUUCCACACACGCCUUUACACUGCUGAGCACUGUGGUGGAGAGAGCAGCCGGUCAGCGCUUCCUCGACCACAUGAUGAUGAUGUUCCGUGAGCUGGGCAUGCUCAACACCGUUCCGGAUGAGAACGACCCCAUCAUCUACAACCGCUCAAGAUUCUACCAUCUAAAUAAGAAAGGUCGUAUUGUAAACUGCCCCUACGUAGACAAUUCAUACAAAUGGGCCGGAGGUGGGUUUCUGUCCACUGUUGGGGACCUUCUGGUCUUUGGAAACGCUUUGCUCUACAGUUAUCAGAUUGCAGAACUGAAGAACGCAGACGGACUGCUACCUGGCUUCCUCAAACCCCGGACGGCCCAAGCCAUGUGGGCGCCGGUGGACAAAACGGAGGCAUCGUGGGAUAAAGACGGAACGUACGCCCAGGGCUGGCUGGUCGUAGAGAAGCUGCAGAAAUACGGCCAGUGCCGCAAUCGCAGACAUUACGUCUCGCACACAGGGGGCGCUGUGGGGGCCAGUAGUGUUUUACUGGUGUUACCCGGAGAGAGCUCACCGGGUGUGGAUGGGAAGCGUUGCCCUCCACAAGGUGUGGUGGUGACCAUCAUCACCAACAUGCAGUCAGUCGGGCUCAAUACCACCGCUCUGAAGAUCGCCCAGGAGUUCGACAGCGCCAGGGACAAAUAAAAUUACGACUGAUUGUUAAAGUUUGCACUUACACUGCAGUAUUUGUGUGUCUCGUGGGGUGUUCCUAUGUUUACAAUGCUGAGGUGUUGCCAUGCCUCCGUUUUUAUUGCACUGUUGUGCCAAGUGAUCAUUUUGAUAGAUACAUACGUGAUCUUUCUAAUACGUUUAAUAAAUGUACAAUGAAAAUCA
Molecule: messenger RNA, 1908 nt
Organism: Triplophysa dalaica
Lineage: Eukaryota; Metazoa; Chordata; Actinopteri; Cypriniformes; Nemacheilidae
Gene: lactb
Product: lactamase, beta
Exons: 6
Coding region: 100-1719 (539 amino acids)
Source: RefSeq, a predicted model, not a curated record